This is a messenger RNA of Mugil cephalus (flathead mullet), 1366 nucleotides long. RefSeq names its product phosducin b (gene pdcb). Gene Ontology annotation, biological process: regulation of G protein-coupled receptor signaling pathway. Bases 137 to 847 code for a protein of 236 amino acids. The record is from RefSeq and is a predicted model, not a curated record. NCBI's taxonomy places the organism in Eukaryota, Metazoa, Chordata, Actinopteri, Mugiliformes, Mugilidae. The transcript is spliced from 4 exons.
ACGCAUGCACAGAAAAACACACACCAUCCAGCAAUAGAUAGCUCAGUCAAGUGAUCGAGUGUGGACCAGUGCAAGGUUAACUUCUCACACGAAGGCAGGACUUUAUUGUGACGGUGGGAGGUUGCUAACCAUAAAAAUGUCAAACAGAAUGAUCGACUUGGAGGAGACCGCAACCCAAACAGGACCAAAAGGAGUCAUCAAUGACUGGAGAAGAUUUAAGUUGGAAAGUAUGGACCAGGAGAACCUGCCUCCUGCAAAAAGGGAACUGCUCAGACAGAUGUCAUCGCCCAACAAGCCAAAAGAUGACUCCAAAUCAAACCUUAACCGCAAGAUGAGUGUCCAAGAGUAUGAACUGCUUAAAGAGGAGGAUGAAGGCUGCCUAAAGAAGUACAGAAGACGGUGCAUGCAAGAGAUGCACGACAAGCUCAGCUUCGGGCCCAAGUUUGAAGGCGUGCAUGACCUGGAAAGCGGAGAGGCCUUCCUAGAAGUCAUUGAGAAGGAACAUCACAGCACUGUGGUGGUCGUCCACAUCUACAAAACCGGGAUCAAAGGUUGUGAGGAGCUCAACAACUGCCUUGACUGCCUGGCCACUGAGUACCCGACCGUAAAGUUCUGCAGGAUUGAUGCUGUAGCAUCCGGCGCUGCCGAACGUUUCUCGGAUGAAUUUUUGCCCACACUGCUCGUGUACAAGGCUGGAGACCUGUUAGGGAACUUCCUGGCCUGCACGCAGCACCUAAAUGAAGAGUUCUUUGCUACGGAUGUGGAAGGCUUCCUCAACAGCUAUGGCCUUCUGCCGGAGAAAGAGUUGCCAGGGUUGGAGGAUGAGGAAGAAAACGACGUUGAGUAAACAGAGAGCUUGGCUGUUGAGGUGGCUGGAAAGAAAUCUAAAGAUCUGAAGAAAGACAAUUCAUAAAAUAAGAGAGUUUAUUCUUUUGGGCUUUGAUAAGUAGGAAAACCGUAACCUCUCCACUAGCUCACUAGUGAGGAUUGUUGUCGAAAGGAGAUAUUUUACUUCCAGUGAGUGAAGAAACCUCAUUUUCCCAGUUAUGGGUGAUAUUGACAAUGAGUAAUGAUGAGGUGAGGAGAUCCUGCAUUUAUAAAUAAUUAUAUAUAUCUAGCACAAACCACCUUUGCUUUUUGAUAAAAGCCAAAACCAGAUCGCUGUAACUAUAAUUGCAAUAUCUUAUUUUGUUAUAUUAGGAAAUAUUACAUGCUGUAUGUAUUUGUAAAAAUUAGUCUUUUUUUUUUUUUUAGUAUUUGAUUGGAUGGAUCUGUGCACAAGUUACAUAAUAAAAAAGUGUAAUAUGAAUGUUUAAUGUCUCUGUAGUGUUCUGCCAAAAUAAAAAUAAGUAAUUCAAGCAUUAAA